AUGAAUGACAGGGACACCUAACCAAAACCAAACGACGUGUAUCAAGUGACGUAACAAAGAUGCUUGAUGUUAUUUGCAAAUAUUUUUCUCGUGUUUAAUUGCUAUUGUCCUGCACAUUUUUUUUCAACUAAGUAAUAAAAACACUAAGUUGCACGAAUAUAGUAAAUAUUCUGGCGUGUUGACAAUACUUUAUGAUUAGUAGGCUUCCCUAAAUAAAUAGAGAAUUAUAGCGACCUUGAAACAAUGGACAAGAUGCAAUAUUAUAAACGCAAGAAACUAUAUAAAAAAAAAGAAAGAAACAGAAAAAUUACAGCCAUUUGUUUAGCAUGCAAGUAAUCAUUAUUUUUGCUGUUCUUCAAGGCAAGAGAGAUAAACUGUAGCAAUAUUACAUUUUAUUAAAAAAAAUAUUUGUUUUAAUUAUUGAUGUUCCCAUGCAAUAUCGUGCAGCCUUUUAAAAUAAGGUUCAUUAUCUUUAUAAUUCUCUUUAGUCAUUGUCAAAUGAAAAAAAAAUGUUUGCGAAACAUUUUAUAACGUUUCACUCAAACUUUUUUUUUCACAAGGAUCUCACAUUGUAAUAACUUCCAACCCAUUUGUUUUAUAAGUCAUAUAUUUAUAAUGUACAGAAGAGCGGUGCGAUAACAAUAGCGCACAUUUCAAACUAUAAAAUAAUGCGCCAGGUUAUGUGUUUUGCCAGCCGUUUAACAUCUGAAAUCGUGGAGUCAGGUUCCGAAAUAGUGAAAGUAGUAUAAGAAGAGAUUGUCUAUUGUGACAUAACAAGAACACACUGCGAGACUUUUACUUUCUGGUUUUAGAUCCAGGCUUCCUCAAAUGGGGUCGACCGUGCACACUUUCGACGAAACAACAUUAAAAUGACUUCAACAAGAAUUGUUACAUCUGAGAAUUUUUUACAACUUAAAUGUGCGGUGCCUAAAUAAAAAACAAGGUUUGCGUUUGUGCAUCUGUAAUACACGUACGAGGAUAUUAUUGUGGGAUUUAAUUGUUACGACGCGUAAUUUAUGAAAGUAUUCGCGGAAGAUGUUAAAGAUAGAAUUUAUCGUUGCAAAGUUAAAAACCAAUAUUACUUCUUUACGCAAAAAAUGUGAUUGUUGUUAGUGAAAAUGAAAGUGCAGUUCGAGUUACGAAACAAUUAUUUUGUAACAAUGUCUAUUGGCAUUCCCCAGUGUGUUAAUUACCAUUUUUGUGUUCAAACUAGAUGUUGUGAAACAUGUGCAGGAAUCCAGAAAAAUAAAAGUGUUUGUGCGUGACCAAUAUUCGAUGGAUUACAUGACGCAAUAACCUAAUUCAGCAUUUUAAUUAACAGGGGCAACGCAGUGGAGCCAUGAGCAGCAAUGAGGAAGACCUGCUCACACUCCACUAUGGCAAGCAUCAUUCCACACUUGCAGAUGAAGUACGCUCCUGGUUUCUGUCAGAGAGCUUUGCUGACUUGGCGCUUGUGUGUGAUGGUACAGCAACCGUGCAUGCCCAUCAGCUGGUGUUGGCAUCUGUCAGUCCCCUGGUGAAAAGAAUUCUCCAAGAGAUGCCACCACAGCUCGACACUACCAUCACUAUCCAUUUCCCUGGAGUCAAAGUUCACCUCAUACGCUACCUUCUGGAUUUCCUUUACACUGGCCAAGUAUGUGUACAGUCGAAAGAUAUGAAUGGUUUCCGAGAGCUAAUAGAAUUGCUUCAAAUCAACCCAAAGUUUUGUCUGGAGGAGGACGUAGAGAAAAAGAAACAUAGUGAGCUGCCACACCUGAAGUCAUUAUCAGAGCCGAGCAAAAGCUCUAACAUUUCUGAAGCGCAACUAUGCUCAGCCAAUAGAUUUGCAGCUAUGAUAGACUUUGAUGUAAACGAGAGGAGAUGGCACUUAGGAGGCUCUCACGAGGUCAGCUGGCAACCAAUAGCAGAUGUUGCCACCUCAUUUAAGUUAGUCAGCAAUUCAAACUUUAGCUCUUGCAUCAUAGAAACUGAGAAGGAACAGCCCUCUACGUUCCAGCAUAAUGAAGAUGGAGUGCCUAAAGACCAAAAGGUAAAUGCAUCAAGCCUGAAUGUGAUGGCAAAAAUUUCCGAAAUGCAGCCAGAUGGAAACAUUGACAAAGAACAAGAAGAGGGGAAGGAUGAAAGUGAGAAUCCUAUCUCUAUUGAACAUCGCGAGGAACCAAUGGACGAUGAAAGCAAGCAUAAGACAGUGAUUAAAACUGAAGAUAAGAGAGAAAUGGAAAGUGUUGAUGUUCUUCAUGUUGGACAAGUUGAAAAUAUUUUGGAUGAGCAGAAUGAGCACAAUGACAGCCUGCGAUCAAUUUCUGGUGGGAGAAGAAGAAGUUCCUUGAAUCCAGUCAACCUGUCUUUGGCAGAUGGAGAAGAGAGAAAGAGGUGCUCAGAUUCAAGAGACUCACCGUCAUUUGUCAAGGAAUCUGUGACUCGUACACUUUGUGACAAUAAGUUGAGCAGUGCCAAGGAUUGCUAUCAGGAUCCUCAAGAAGAAGAAGAAGAAGAAGAAGAAGACGAAGAAGAAGAAACAGCGGGAACUCUCUUCCAUCCAACUCAGGAGCUCGAUAAUGUGCGUGACUUGAGCAGCAAAGAAUCUGGAACAGAGGGAAGGACUGCGUCUUCUCACAUCCGUAUGGAAAAGGCAACAAGAUCAAUUAAGAGUGCCCACAUUAUUCACGAGAGAAAAAAACGAAAAUCAGUGUCUUUAGAAAUUAACUGCGAGUCUGAUGCUACUCCACUAGAUGACCGUAAGAAAGAUGAUAGUGCAAUAUUACAAACUUCUCCUGAAAGCUACUUAGUCACGCCACAUAGGAAACGCAGGCCGGGUUUCUACAAUUCUCCUGCACAAAAUCCACCAUUUGUUCCCUUGUGUCCUCCAUACUUGGAUGAUUUCCCACAGAUGCAACAUCACAAUAGUGUAGGUAGUGGCAAUGUCUCAUCUCGACUCAUGGCGAUUCCGGUUUCUACAUCUUCCGCUCCACAAUACCUCGACAGAGACCGGGAUUCCUCGCCCCAAGCUACUGCGAUGCAUGGUCAAGAACACCAUGUUGUGCAGCAGAGAAUUAAGGAUAUUAAGUAUGAGCCCGCUGAUGUUUCUAUGCAGAGCUCCACCAUUGAUGUUCCGUGGAGUAGGUGGUCAAUGUGUCAAACACCUGUAUCGUGCUCAUUAGACAACAGUAGAAGUUUUACGAAGUUAGGAGCAUCUGUGAACAGUAUUCGGGUUAAAGCAGAAAUUCCUGGGAAUACAAAUGCAUCGAAUCCUUUAAAAACAUCAGUGAAGCCUAUUCCUAUACGUGAGUAUCGCUGUGAGUAUUGCGGAAAACAGUUUGGAAUGAGUUGGAAUUUAAAGACACACCUGCGUGUUCAUACAGGUGAGAAACCAUUUGCAUGUCGUUUAUGUGUUGCAAUGUUUAAGCAAAAAGCUCACUUAUUGAAACACUUGUGUUCAGUGCAUCGUAAUGUCAUCAAUGAUGGUGGCGAUGGAAAAUUUAAUUGUUGUUUCUGCCAUAUGGUAUUUGAUACUUUGCAAGACUUAAUUAGACAUUUGUCUGGCCCUCACAACAAUUUGCUGCUUAGUAAAACAUUGCCAGAAUAAUAAUGUGAAGCUGAAAAAAUAUAAUUAGAUACAAUUGCAUAACAGAACAGUCACACAAACUGAAGGAAUAUUUUUUCAAUUAAUGUAGCCUUUAGUUUUUUAAGCAACAGAGAUAUUAGAGAUUAAAAAUCUCCUAAUUGGGGUGACUCAGAGAGGAAAUUUGCUCAGUGUGUGUUAAAUGUAAAAUUUUUUAUCAGAACUUAUUACUUUAAAUUUUGUAUUGACUGUUGUAUUUUCAUAUUAUAGGUUCAGAUCCAGUCAUGUAGUGUUUUAAUACUUGUUUCAAAUAUUUUUUUAAAAUUUACAUUAAAAUUAAGAACAUUACUUGAGGCAUACCAUACUAUGACUUAAAACAUAUACUAUCAUAUUGUGUAUUAUUAAUUGUCAAUACUCUUCUCCUGUGUGACUGGUAUUGUUGCAUUAUUUAUUUUUUUGUAUUCAUAGUUAUUAAAUAGGUAUACAUACUAAAAUAUUGUCACGGUGCAGCAUAAUGUAUCUAGUCUUAAUGUUAAGAUUUUGUCUACACAACUCAACUAGUCAACUAACAGAUUGACAGGAAUCAUGUUCAUUCAAAAAUAAACAUACAUUGAGCUCUAUGCAUGUAGUUUGUACCAAUCACAUAGGAGGAGAUACACAGAUAAUACCAAUGUUUCACUAGUGCCUCAUUAGUUUUUUGAAACAUUUCAUAAUUUAUACCUUUUUCUGUAAAUUUAAUUACCUACAAUUAAAUUGUUCAUGUGGCUUGCUUAUGUUUUUAAUUAAUGUUACUUCUUUUUGAGGCCUUAAGACAAAUUUUGUAAUUGUAACAGUUAAUAUUGACCGCAAUUAUAUAUUGUGCCUUGAGAAAAUUACUUAACCUUGUUAGUGUUGGAGCCGAAAAAUGUUGCAAUAAGUAAUUAAUUUGUACAUAAUGAUUCAAAGAAUAUUGAAUGAGUUUAGGCUUAAAACUCUGCUUCACCAUUACAGAUAGAUAGUUGUAGUAUCAAAAUAUUUUAUUAAUGUAGAACUGUACUGAGUUACAUUAGUUUCUUAAAUAAUAAUAAUUAUUCUGCUAUUAAGAAAUUGGAAAUUUUUUUUUGUGUGGCUUAAAGUUUAUGCAAGGUCAAAGUAUAAAAUCUAGUAAUUUUCUUGUUUUCGAGGCUGUCCUAUAUUUUGGAAAACCCUGUAAACUGUGCCUUAUUCAUUGAUGAGGUUAGAAAGAAUGUAUUUAAUACUUGUAUUACAGCAUAUAUAGUCUAAUUUUGUUUGAAAGCUGAUCAUUUAGUGAAUCGUACAAUAAUAGCAGCCAUGCUUGGUACACGUAGUACACUUAUUUAUUAGAUAUUUAAUUUUGCAAACCUAAAUAAAUAACCACGAACUCAUUAGCAUAUAGUUAGAACAUAAAUGUUACUAGGGUGAUCACACACGGUGCAUGUUAUAUAAGUAAAUAAUUUAUUACAUGUUAAAAGUAACUAGACAACUUGAAGUGUGUUAAGAUGAGAUAGUACAAAUAUAUGUAUUCGUGCUUGUACAAGGCCUGUGUAGAAAUGUGAUCCUAGAUUAUCUUAUGUUUGUUUUGUGCAGUAUUGUUGAAUCAAUUAACAAAAUUGUAAUCUCAUGCAAGAAGUGUUUCGUCGCAAGAAAUUAUCCGUGAAUAAAAUAUAUUUUUGUAUGUUUAGCUGUAAAUAAAUAAAUGAAAUGUGAGAAAAAA
Molecule: messenger RNA, 5276 nt
Organism: Bacillus rossius redtenbacheri
Lineage: Eukaryota; Metazoa; Arthropoda; Insecta; Phasmatodea; Bacillidae
Gene: ken
Product: transcription factor Ken
Exons: 5
Coding region: 1340-3586 (748 amino acids)
Biological process (GO): regulation of transcription by RNA polymerase II
Cellular component (GO): nucleus
Molecular function (GO): RNA polymerase II cis-regulatory region sequence-specific DNA binding; DNA-binding transcription factor activity; protein binding
Source: RefSeq, a predicted model, not a curated record